AUGCGCGCGGACGAGGGGAGUGCCCGGCGUGCGGCCGUGCCUGCGCAUGCGGCGGAGCUCGGGGAUGAGACCUCGCCGCCGCACUGGCAAGGCGACGGCGCGCCGACACCGGAUGAGCUCCCUGCGCCGCUGUUUCAGCUGGGGCGCGUGCAGUACGCGCUGCCCGCGUCGCUCGUCCAGCUUGCCGUAGCGUCGAACCGCAUGGUGCUGUGCCUGCACGGCGGCCAUGCGCACGACGCGAGCGCGCCGCUCCUGCGUCUCGUGUGCCUUGAUCUGGAUGAUCCGGCGCGUGCGUGCGAGGCGACCGUGCCGAUGCCGCCCGUCGCACGCACGCAUCGCGGCGUGAGCGCCGAGGGGUGCUGCAUGUUUGUCGAUCCCAGUGCGGAGCACGUUUUACUGAGCCUUGCGAGUGGCCACAACUUUUACUGGACGCCGUCGUGGAGCCGCGCGCGGCUGUUGCCGCGGCUCGCGGGACUCUGCAUCACGUCGGCGGCAUGGGGCAAGAGCGACGCAGCGCCGAGCCUCGGCACGCCGCCGGCCGGCCGCCGCUGGGUGUGCACGCCGCCAGUGUUGCUCGGCACUGCGCGCGGCGAGGUGUGGGAGCUGACGUGCGCGGUCCAGGUCGCGGCGCCCAACGCGCCCGCACAGCGCGGCGACUUUUUCGACCGUCUCGCCCGCAAAACCGCGGGCGGCACUGCGGACUACACCGGCGCGGUCGAGCGCGGCGUGCACCGCGUGUUUGUGCUGAGCGAGCCGCAGCGCAUCGCAGGCCUCGCGCUGCAGACCGUGCAAAGAGGCGCGCGCGAAGCCUACAUCGUCGCCGCGACGCCGACGCGUCUUUACGAGUUCAGCGGCACGCUCGGCACGCCGGCCGACGACGCGAGCGUCUACGAUGCAGUGUUCCAGCCGUACCGCGAUACACUCCUGACGCACCUCAAGAUCGAGCUCCCGAGCGAGCUGACGCACACGUCGCUGUUGUGCACCGCGCCGCCGAUGCUCGCGGGCGCCCGGCGUGCGCUCGCGUGGCUCACCGGCGCCGGUCUCUUUCACGCGGAGCUGAACCUGGCGAGCGCGCCCCCCAACUCGUUCCUGGAAAAGACGGGGCUGCUGGCCUAUCCGUCGUACGGCACGCCGCUGUUUAUCGCACGCACCGCCUUUCAUUACGUGCUGGUAUACGCCGAGCGCGUCGUGUGUGUCCAUGUCAUGGACGAGCACGUCGCGUGGGAUGAGGCGCUGCCGCUCGGCGCGCGCGAGAGCGUCGUCGGCGUCACGAUGGACGAGACGCAGGAUACCUGCUGGAUCUAUACCCAGUCCAACAUUCUCGAGCUGAUUGUCAGCGCCGAGGACCGCGACGUGUGGCACAUUCUGCUCGAGCGCCACGCGUACGACGAUGCGCUGCAGUACGCGCCGAACGCGGCGUGCGCGUCGCUCGUGUACGCCGCGCGAGGCGAUGCCAUGAUGCAGCAGGGCUCGUAUAGCGACGCGGCCGACGCCUACGCCCACACGGCCGACCGCACCUUUGAGCAGGUCGUCCUUGGGCUCGUCGAGCACGGCGCACACGAGGGGCUGCGCGCGUAUGUCUCAGCGCGCCUCGAGCAGCUGCCGCCGACGGCCAAGACGCAGCGCCUGAUGCUCGCGACGUGGCUCGUGGAAAUGUACCUCGGCGCGAUGAACCGCCUCGAGGACCAGGUUGCGUCGCACGGCGACAGUGCGUCGCUCACCGCGCAGCAGCACGCGCUCGAAAGCGCGCUCCGCACCUUCUUUGCCACGUACCAGCCCGCACUCGACCCCAAGACCACCUACGCGAUCCUCGCACGGCACGGGCGCGACGAUAUGUGGCUCGCAUACGCCGAGGCGAUCCGCGAUACGCGCCAGAUCCUCACGCGCUGGGUGCGACAGGAGCAGUGGGCGACGGCGCUCACGACACUCGCGUCGCAGUCCGACGUCGAGCUCUACUACCACUUUGCGCCGAUCCUCAUGAGCCAUGCCCCGGCCGAGACGGUGCAGUGCUGGGAGCGCCAGGCGGCGCUCGAUCCCGCGCGCCUCAUUCCGGCCUUGCUCCAGCACCGCCCAGCACCGGGCGCAGUCAACUACAGCGUGCAGUACCUGCAGCACGUCACGACGCACGGCAACACGACGCCGGCAGUACACAACCUGCUCAUUACGCUCCUCGCCGAACGCGCCGCCAACGACAAGGCCGACGAGGCGAGCCGCGCACGCGCCAACGACGCGCUGCAGCAGGCGAUCGAAGGCAGCAAGGCCGCAGGGCGCGCAUACUACGACAUGAACUAUGCACUGCGCAUCUGCGCGCGCAAGCGCCUCCACGACGCGUGUGUGCGCCUCUAUGCGCGCAUGGAUCGCCACGAAAACGCAGUGCACCUCGCGCUCGAGGCGGGCGACAUGGAGCUCGCGUGCCGCUGCGCGGAGCUCGCGACGGACCACGCGCUGCGCAAGGAGCUCUGGCUGAAGUGCGCGCAGCACGUUAUCCGCCAGGAGCACGGCAUCCAGAGCGCGAUGGAGUUUCUGCAGCGCACGUCGCUGCUCACGCUCGAGGAUAUCCUGCCGCUCUUCCCCGACUUUGUCGUCAUCGACGGCUUUAAGGAAGAGAUCUGCGACACGCUCGAGACGUACGUCACCCAGAUCGACGCGCUCAAGAGCGAGAUGGACCGCACGACACGCACCGCCGAGCUGAUCCAGCAGGAUAUCCAGUCGCUCUCCACCCGCUUCCUGCACAUGGACGCGGACCAGGCGUGCGAGGACUGCGGCGCGCCGCUCCUCCAGCGGCAAAUGUACCUCUUCCCGUGCCGCCACGGGUUCCACGCCGACUGCCUCACGAAAGAGGUCACGCAGCACCUGCCGCCCCGCCUCCUGCGCCGCCUGCUCCAGCUCCAAGAGGAGCUCGCGGCGCUCACGCAGGGGCCCAAGGAGCCGGAGGCCGCCGACACCUCGCAGUCGCCCGCGUUUGCGAGCCUCGGCGCGAGCGUCGCGCAGGGCCUCAGCGGCACACUCAAGCUCGACCGCCUGCGCGAACACGUGCGGCCACAGGUCAUCGUCGAUGCGAUCAGCACCGGCUUCAGCGUAGGCGUCGCGAGCGGGCGCCGCGUCCUGGCGCCCCUCGAUCCGUUUGCGGAGCCUGUGGUCCGUGCACGGAGCGCGGACGAGGACGCCAAGGCCGAGGCCGCCGCGCCGACCGCCGACGUACACUCGCUGCAGAUGCUGGCAAACGUCGACGCAGUGCGCAGCGAGAUGAAUACGAUCGUUGCGGGCGCGUGCCCGGUGUGCACGCUCUCGGUGCAGCACCUCGCCCUGCCGUUUGUCGAGCCCGAGGCGGACCCCGCCGAGGAGGAGAGCUGGGCUGUAUAA
Messenger RNA from Malassezia japonica, 3363 nucleotides. RefSeq lists its product as uncharacterized. The record is from RefSeq and is a predicted model, not a curated record. Gene Ontology annotation, molecular function: protein-macromolecule adaptor activity. Gene Ontology annotation, biological process: vesicle-mediated transport; endosome organization; intracellular protein transport. The transcript has a single exon. The coding region runs from base 1 to 3363 and encodes 1120 amino acids. Gene Ontology annotation, cellular component: endosome; HOPS complex. NCBI's taxonomy places the organism in Eukaryota, Fungi, Basidiomycota, Malasseziomycetes, Malasseziales, Malasseziaceae.